This is a messenger RNA of Ostertagia ostertagi, 1158 nucleotides long. NCBI's taxonomy places the organism in Eukaryota, Metazoa, Nematoda, Chromadorea, Rhabditida, Trichostrongylidae. The record is from the annotation of a GenBank genome assembly.
AUGUUCAUAUCUCCCGCGACGUCGUUGACGACGUCCCAACUUACUGGGCAAAAAGCUGGGUGGUCGCCCACUUCUCGGCUUCUUGCCCUUACUCUUGUUUCGCUGAUUAGUUCUAGUUUGAAAGGUUCAUUUUUGGAAGAAAUGGAACUCUAUGAAUUUCUCGAUCGUGUGCGGGAGCAUGGGAGAGUAUCCGUGCCGCGUAUCUUUCGAGAUAGAACGUGCCACUUUGAGACCUUAACUGACGCAGAAUUUAAGAAAUACUAUCGAUUUUCCCGUCACAUUUUCUUCGAAAUAUGCGAGAUGGUGGCAUCAGACCUUGAGCAUCUUCAAACAAGAGGGGUUAACUUGACGGUGGCUAGCCAAGUGUCCUUGGCCAUACACCUCCUUGGAAGGAAUGUGAUGCAAAGGGAUGAGGCAUUGAUUGCGGGCUGUAGUCAACCAACUGUGUCUCGAGUGGUGGCAGCUUUUGUCAAAGCUGUGAAUCGAAGAGCUAGCAAUUAUAUACGUUGGCCAAGUGGAAGAGAAAGCGUUGCAAUCAGACAAUCCUUCUACAGGAAGUACCAUAUUCCUGGAAUAGUUGGUGUGAUUGACGGGACCCACUGCCGUAUUCUACAGCCCACCCGUGAUGAAGGAGAUUAUGUAAACAGGAAAGGCUACCACAGUCUCAAUGUGGGAAUCGUGGUAGACUACGAUAUGAGGGUGAGAUGGGUGUGCUCCAAAUGGCUUGGGUCUGCACACGAUUCCCACGUUUUCAAAUCAUCGAAGUUGUACGAGCAGCUGAAAAGUGGGGAGCUCAGAGGUGUUUUGAUAGGAGAUUUGGCUUAUGCCUUAGAACGAUUCCUGCUGAAGCCGUUGGCAACAACAAGAAAUAGAAAAGAGGAGCGCUACAACAGGGCCAUCUGUUCGGCGCGCUCCAUCGUCGAGCGGGCUUUUGCGUUGUUGAAGCGGCAGUUGUACUCUCCAGAAAGGGCGGCUGAAAUUGUAGUGGCAUGUUGUGAUCUUCGGAACAUAGCUAUAGAUGCGAACGAGCCUAACGACUAUGACGAAUACGAUGGAGAGGACCGUCAAGACGGCGAAGUCCCGAGCAAUCCUCCACGUAGAGCUGCAGACAGGCGUGCCAUUUCCUUUUUGGAGGACUUGAUAGAAGAAUACUUUUGA